Arabis nemorensis is the source of this 1068-nucleotide messenger RNA. Lineage: Eukaryota; Viridiplantae; Streptophyta; Magnoliopsida; Brassicales; Brassicaceae. The record is from the annotation of a GenBank genome assembly.
AUGGAACUCAAGGGAGAAGAAAACAAAACGACGACGUAUUGCGUGACUGGUGCAAGUGGAUACAUCGGUUCUUGGCUGGUUAAGUGUCUUCUCGAAAGAGGCUACACUGUUCAUGCCACACUCAGAGAUCUUGCAAAAUCUCAAUAUUUUCAAUCGAAAUGGAAGGAAAAUGAACGGCUUAGAUUAUUCCAAGCGGAUCUUCAAGAUGACGGCAGCUUCGAUGACGCCGUUAAAGGCUGUGACGGCGUUUUCCAUGUCGCGGCUUCCAUGGAGUUUGAUCUCUCAUCAGAUCACGUCAAUCUCGAGAGUUACGUCCAGAGCAAAGUCAUAGAUCCGGCGAUAAAAAGUGUACGGAAUGUACUUGGUUCUUGUCUAAAAUCAAAAUCAGUCAAAAGAGUUGUUUUCACAUCAUCCAUCAGUACUCUCACAUCAAAAGAUGAGAAUGGACGGAUGAGAUCUGUCGUGGAUGAGACUUGCAAGACUCCCAUUGAUCAUGUCAUGAAAACAAAAGCAAGUGGAUGGAUUUAUGUACUAUCCAAGCUUGCGUCAGAGGAAGAAGCAUUUAGAUAUGCAAAAGAGAGAGGAAUGGAUCUUGUUUCAGCCAUUACAACUACUGUCUCGGGUCCAUUCCUUACUCCUUCUCUCCCAUCAAGCCUUCAAGUUCUCUUGUCGCCGAUCACUGGUGACUCCAAGUUGUUUGCUAUACUAUCGGCAGUAAACAAAAGAAUGGGUUCGAUUGGUUUGGUACACAUUGAAGAUAUUUGCAACGCGCAUUUGUUUUUGAUGGAGCAACAAAAAGCUGAAGGUCAAUACAUAUGUUGUGUUGACAACAUUGAUAUGCAUGAGUUGAUGCUUCAUCACUUCUCUAAGGACUAUCUUUGUAAAGUUCAAAAGGUAGAUGAUGAUGUGGAAGAGAGACAGUGUUUGAUGAAGCCUAUAAUUUCUUCAAAGAAGUUGAAAGAACUGGGGUUUGAGUACAAAUAUGGUAUUAAAGAAAUUGUGCAUCAAACAAUUGGUGCUUCAGUCAAUUUUAGGUUUCCUACUUUGAACCAGAAACUCGAGCACUGA